GUUCCAUAUUCGCACGAAGAUUCUCUGUUGUCUGUGUACAUUUGUCUGAGUACAUUCACUGGCAAGAUAGGAGGCGUUGGUCCGACACGGCUUCAAUUCCAGACAAUGACGCCGCCCUUACCCAGGAACAACUAGAACAAGGCGAUUCACCAUCCUAUUGUUCUCUCCUGGUCUGGUGGAUCUAAAUCGCCCGUGUUGGCUGGUAGUCUAUUGUCCAUGGCGCCAUGGCAGCUUUCUCUGUUGAGCCUCUUAUGCUGGGCCUUAGCACUUGCUAUUGUGACUGGCAUAGCAGCCACCCUUGUGAGUCUGAAGGAAAAUAGGAUUCCCAGGAUGUCAGACUGAUCUGAGCGCAAUGCAAUGCCAGGUACUUGCUCGUACUCUCGCAGCCUCCCAGCGUGCCAGAGUCCCCAAGUACCGUCCGAGACAUUCCGCCACUCAUCUCCUGGUUGUCUUGGGCAGCGGUGGACAUACAGCUGAGAUGUUCUCCAUGUUACGACGUAUGCCACUAGACCCGAGCGUCUACACAUAUCGAACCUAUGUUGUCAGUUCGGGCGACAACUUCAGUGCCAGGAAAGCAGUGGAGUUUGAGACCGGUCUUCAGAGUAAAAAAGCGAGACAGGACGACUUGAAACUAGACGAGCAUCUACCUGCAUCUUACGCUAUUGUUACUGUGCCACGCGCGCGCCGUGUACAUCAAUCCUAUCUGACGGCUCCUUUUUCAACCCUUCAAUGCUUCUGGGCCUGCCUGCUCGUGCUACGUGGUCUCCAUCCGGAUCAAGGACAACGUCCUGUAAGCCUCUCUUCGCCAUAUCCAGACGUGAUUCUUACCAACGGCCCAGCUACGGCAGUGUGUGUCGUAUUAGCCGCGAAGCUUCUGCGGUUCUGGUAUGGCUUCCUAUCUCUUUUUUCCUGUGCUCGGAAGGAGAGCUCUUCAGAAGUGAAAGCUCCCCUUACAUUUCAGCUGCGUACUAUUUUCGUGGAAUCAUGGGCUCGUGUGACGACUCUCAGUCUGUCGGGGAAGCUUCUGUUACCUUUCGUCGACCGCUUUCUCGUCCAGUGGCCUGCUCUGGAGGGGAAACAGGCUUGGAGGGGGAUGAGAAAGACGGAAUAUGUCGAUACCCUGUUGGAUUGAGUAUGAUGGAUUUCUUGUUCAAAGGCCACGGCCAUCCUCCAUACCCUAUUAUGGAAUUCCUGCCGUCUCUUUAUGUCAGUCGAGGAUCUAGAACAAGUGAAGCAAAACCACCCAGAAUCCACUACAGCGUUAGCUUUCGCAAUUGAAUAUCUGAUUGGAAGAAGAUAUCCAUUCCUACAGGACCCUUGACUGCAAUAAUUGCCGCCUUCUCGCUCCCGGAUAAAGUGAGGCACGCGACUCCUGAGCAUAAUAGGAUGAGAAUGCAGCAUGGAAUACGGGCAGAUGUGGACUCGGAAGAAGCUCACAUCUGCAGGAGCAGUGCUAGUGACAACUUUAACAUGGCUUAGCCACGGAGCACGGGAUUGCUAUAUAAUACCACGACAUACAAGCUUCUUCCAGACGCAUUUGCUACUUGUAUAAUAGCAAUCUACAGGGGGUAAUCAGGAUCGUGCAACAUGGCAAAGUCUUCCGUCUUUACUGCUGCAGCUGCAUUAGGGUUUGCUUCAGUGGGUCAGGAUCAAUCAUCCCAUUGUUUUAUAUUAAAUGACACAAUCGCGGCACGCUAUGAAACCAUCAUCUUCCAGUUGAUCUUGCAUUCCAGAUAUAAUAAUAGACAAUAAUAACACUUUGUACAUGCAAGCAUGCAUCGCCAUCACGUCAUCCUCCGCCAAGCUGGAUCAUGUCCAAAAGCUUCCACGAAGGAUGCAGACUGCUUUCAGUUACCUCCAUGCUCCUCCUUGUACAGCCUACAUAAAACGACCUUG
This is a messenger RNA of Monascus purpureus, 1896 nucleotides long. The record is from the annotation of a GenBank genome assembly. Lineage: Eukaryota; Fungi; Ascomycota; Eurotiomycetes; Eurotiales; Aspergillaceae.